Liolophura sinensis is the source of this 3536-nucleotide messenger RNA. Its product is annotated as neprilysin-4-like. Gene Ontology annotation, biological process: protein processing. Gene Ontology annotation, molecular function: metalloendopeptidase activity. The transcript is spliced from 22 exons. NCBI's taxonomy places the organism in Eukaryota, Metazoa, Mollusca, Polyplacophora, Chitonida, Chitonidae. Gene Ontology annotation, cellular component: plasma membrane. Bases 279 to 2612 code for a protein of 777 amino acids. The record is from RefSeq and is a predicted model, not a curated record.
ACUCACAGCGAGGGCAUUCUGAGUCAAACAGAUCCAGUCAAUACAUGCAGUGGAGAAAGCACACACGUCUUGUCCACAGACAUCAGCAAAAUAUUCGCUCAGUAACUUGAAAUCACUCGAAAGUCUGAUAUCUGGUAUAAAAAGCUACCAAAUUAAUGUAAAGAUCAUUUGGUAAGCCAUUACCUGACGUUUGUUGGCGGCAAACCUUGUUUGAUACAGACGGCAAAUUAUAGUUGGACUGUUCUUACGGGAAAGAAGAACCGAGUCAUCGUGAGGGGAUGCCAACUGGAGUGCAGCUAAACAGUCUAAACGUCACUGAGAGCAAGAAAGAUCUAAUGGCUUCCAGUUAUGAGUUAGGGGAAUCGGGGAAAAGGAAAGGAUGUACACCGGUGGAAAAGUUGUUGGCAUUUAUUGUGGUCCUGGCUCUAGCUGUUGCGAUUGCUGCAUGCGUGGCGGUAGCCAUCCUCGCCCAAAGGCAAGCUGGCCAAAUGGGGACGAAAGACGAGGUGAUAAUGACCAAACCAUCUACAGCUGCUCCCACGACAGAGCCUGUGGACAGUAAAAUCUGUCUGACGCCGGACUGCGUUGUGGCGGCCGCCAGGGUAUAUGAUGCGAUGGACAUGACAGUAAACCCAUGUGACGAUUUCUUCGAGUAUGCAUGCGGUAACUGGGUGAAGAAACAUCCAAUCCCGGAGGAGAAGUCGAGUAUAAGUCAAUUCUCUCUUCUUAACGACGACCUUCUCAUUAAGCUGAAAGCCAUUCUUGAAAAACCUUCCCCAGCAAACGAGAUCGAGGCUAUUACGAAAGCAAAACAUCUGUACCAGUCAUGCCUCAAUGAGCAAAAAAUCGAAGAUCGCGGGCUAGAACCAGUUCAGCAUAUUUACGCUCUGUUCGGCAAGUGGCCAUUGCUUCAGAACAGUUGGAAUGCCACGGGCUUUGAUUUGAUCAAAUUGAUGAUAUCCUUGCGGAGGUACGGCACAAGCCCUCUCGUAUAUCAUACCGUCUCUACAGACUUGAAGAACUCCACAGUGAGGAAAUUGGAGCUUGACCAGCCCUCAUUUCUGAUGCCAGGCCGUGACUAUUACCUGUCCAAGGCGAAUCAGUCCAUCCCCGCCAUCAAAACCUACCUCACCAAACUAGCCAUGGCUCUGGGGGCCGAAAGCGAGGCUCGCGUGGAACAGGAUGUUGACGAUCUUUUAGAGUUUGAGACUUUGGUGGCAAACAUAUCAGUUCCCCGUGAAGAGAGAAGGGAUUAUAACAAAAUAUACAAGCUCAUGACGAUUAAAGAUUUGUAUACGAACAUCAGUGAUAAGUUCGACUGGAUGCGACUUCUGAGCGGCAUGAUGAACGUCAGUGGUGUAGAAAUCCCGAUCAACAUGGACGAACCCGUCGUCGUCUACUCUGUGAAAUACCUGCGGAAAUUUGUGGACCUGAUUGAAGAGACCCCACCCAGAGUUCUGGCGAAUUACGUGUUGUCUUGGGUGUACAAAGCAGCUGUCGGUACCCUACCGAAGCGUAUUCGAGACAUCAGGACUGAGUAUAACAGGGUCAUGUUCGACGUCAAGCAAGAAAAGCCGCGGUGGAAGAGCUGCGUGGGCGAGGCGAAUAGUAACCUGGGUAACGCUGUAGGAAGACUCUUUGUGGAGGAUUACUUUGACGAAACCGCCAAAGCAGUUGCUUUGGAUAUGAUAUCGAAUAUAAGAAAUGCCUUUAACAACCUUUUGGCGGAGCAAGACUGGAUGGACGAAGCCACAAGAGCUGUUGCCAAGGACAAGGCGGACGACAUUGAAGAAAGAAUUGGUUACGAUUCCAAAGCGAUCAAAAACGACACCUACCUGAAUGAAAAGUACAAAUAUCUGACGUUUGAUCCUGAAACCUAUUUUGAAAACAUUUUGAACAAGUCAAAGGCCAGCAGCAUAGAAAAACUGAAGAAACUGCGAGAGAAGGUUGACAAAACAGAAUGGUUUGCCUCACCUGCAAUAGUGAAUGCAUACUACUCCCCUACCAGAAAUACAAUUACUUUCCCAGCUGGUAUUUUACAGCCUCCCUUUUUCUCCAAAAAUUAUCCAAAGGCAAUGAACUUUGGAGGGAUUGGUGUUGUGAUUGGUCAUGAGAUCACGCAUGGAUUUGACGACACAGGUAAGAAUUUGACAAAAAAUGGAGAUCUGAAAACUUGGUGGAGCGAUACAGUUAGUGAUAAUUUCAAGCAAAAAGGAAAGUGCAUUGUUGAACAAUACUCCAACUUUUCCGUACCGGAAGCUAAUAUGAAUCUGAAUGGCAUCAAUACUCAAGGGGAGAACAUUGCUGAUAAUGGCGGCUUGCGACAAGCAUAUACGGCGUACCGAGCAUGGGUCCAAAAGCAAGGAAAAGAAGAGGAGAAGUUGCCGGGACUGAAGUUUACCCCCAAUCAGUUGUUCUUCCUGAACUUUGGUCAGAUCUGGUGUUCCUCCAUGUUACCCAAGGACGCUGUCUACAGGAUACUCACAGGUGUGCACAGUCCAGGAAAAUACAGAGUCCUUGGCACGCUUCAAAAUGUACAGGAGUUUUCUGACGCUUUCAACUGUGGUAGAUCGUCAUUCAUGAACCCAGAUAAGAAAUGCCGAGUCUGGUAGAAACCCGUCGUAAGAUAGAUGCUGCGUAACUAGUAAAUUGGUGCCAUGUUUCUUUAUUGCUGUUCUUUAUAUUUCAUUUCAUUAUUUGUUUUAUACUAUACAAAAUUUUAUACUAUAGGAAAUCAAAUUUUGACAGAGAAUUUGCAACUUUAUAGCUUAACUAGGCCGUUAUAGAGUUAUAUCUAUAAGAAUAUACCGACGAGUUCUUUUAAUUUGUUUGUUACCGGUAGGUUUGCCUAAGCUCAGCCUAAAUCCAAUUCGGUUAUGCUGGAUAACAUUUCCACGCAUGCGCAGCGAACGACUUGAUAUCACCUACACUCUUUGCAGUGACCAUAUCCAUAAUCCAGAAACGUGAAUUACUACUACAUCCCUCGGUAUAUUUUUUCCUUGGAUUUGCAAGGAAAAAAUCUGUUUCAUCUUCCCUGCACCGCUCCACCACUGUUGACCCGCACCCUCACCUUGUCUAAUUAAUACGUUUCACAGACAUAUGUAAUCAGGAAUGAUAACCGGCACUAGUUUAAAUUAAGAACUUUGUAGUGGAUAAAUUUCAAGUUCAUUUUACGCGUUGAACAGAAUCAGUCGUAUGUUUUAUCGGAUGGUUAUAAAGCAUCACGAUGCAGCCAUGAACGAUAAUAUCUGCAUGAACGAGGCGUAUAAAACAGGGGAAAUAACUCUACUUUCAGCUCCGCUUCUCCACCCAGAAUGCCAACAAGAUUUUCAGUGAGGAAUAAAAAUAUUUCUUGUCGGGAAAGCUUAUUUCAUAAUGGAGACGGGUAAUGUUGCUAUGAAAAGACCUCCAUAUGUGUUCUACAUAAAACCUUGUACCAUAUACAUGUAACUGUUUCAUGUACAAAUGAUAUACCAUUUAACUCAAUUGCUGUAUUCUAUUUAUAUUUCUACUGUAAUAAAAUCUUUUUCUUUAAA